UUCUUUUUUAUACUUUUCUUUUCCGGAACUUCUUUUUCCGUCGGUUUCUUCUCACCCAAUGAACUUCAAAAUUCCUUUUCUCUAAUCAAUAAAUAUUCCAACACACUUUAAUGCAAACCCUAGAAUGAAAGCAUGGCGAAUUGAUUAUCUAGAGAGAAUGAGAGAGAGAGUUUGUUUUCUGUAGAGAGAGAAAAGGCACACAAGAGAUUCAAGAUUUGUUAUUUUCCCCAGAGAAAUUCAAUUCUGGAAUCGGAAAUCUUGAGUUGGAGCUCAGAUUCAUGUUUCGAGUUCUUUUCCGACCAGUUUGUGAUCGAAAAAUUUCAUCUCCGAGAUGAAUUCUAGAUCCAGCGUAUGAAUUCCAAGUCGAGCUUGUUUUUCUCCGAUCGCGGCACCGAUGAUUUCGAAUCCAGAUCUGAUCCACUACGCUUGCAUUGCCAGAAAGGCCACAAUCCUCGCCGAAUUCGCCAGACAUCCCGAUCUCGAAGACUUGGCUCGGCGAUGCAUCGAGAAGACUCCUCCAUACCACUCCAUGUUCUGUCACACGGUCAGGGGAAGAACCUACACCUUCUUGAUCGACGAUGUUUCCGUCUACUUCGCGAUCACAGACCAAGACCUAGAGCAAUCGGAGUGCCUCUGGUUCUUGAACCGCGUCAAAUCCGCUUUCGAAGAGACCGCGAGAGGCGGCUCGAAGAGACGCUCGGAGAAUUUCGUCUACCAUAGCUUCCAACCCGAAUUUGAUUCAAUUGUGAGGGAAAUCAUGGCGUUGGACUCGAACUCGGUGAAUUCCACGCCUAGUUUAUCGAACGUCAGCCAAAAUCCGAGCUUGGACGGUUCAAGAGGUCAAAGCAUGGCCUUCAGGCCGUUGCUUGGGGUGAAACUCUGCAAUGGAUUGAAGAAGAAGAAGAAGAGAUUGUCCGGAGAAGCCAAUGGAGAUCUCGGAAAAGAUUCAACCAUGGAGAACGCGGUGGAUGUGUACGACGAUAUCAACAGAGAUUUUGUGUCGUCGAUGCAGAAGAACAUCUCUCCAUACGCCGGAGAUCGGCAAAAGGCGAAGCAGGUAUGGAGAAAGCAUGUUUGGGUGGUUUUGUUGUUGGAUUUGUUCGUCUGCGCGAUUCUGUUUGGGAUAUGGCUGUGGGUUUGCAGAGGCUUCAAAUGCAUCGAGAGUUGAAUCCGACGAAGAUGAAAGGAUUCUCAUUCUGGAAUACGUUCUUGAUGUCGUUUUUUGUACCAAUUAUACGACGUAAGAAUUUAAGAGAUGCGUGUAAAUAAGCGAUGGUGAUGAAUAUAAUAUAAGUUCUUUUGGGGCAAAACAAAAAAGCAUGGGUCUUGGAACAAGUCAUAAAAACCACUCCUGUAACUCAUCAAGUUGUGUUCUCUUCACUUUGUUUCAGUUGAUUUGUAUUUCUUUUUCUUUUUUUUUUUCUUUUUUUUUCCUGGGAGAGUUGAUGCUGUAAUUGCUUCAUCGACUUGGCUCCUGGUUGUAUGAAUUGUUACUUUUUUUUUUUUUUUUGCUUGAAGAAUCGUUACUUGUUUUCAUUGACUAUAUAUUUUUCUUCCCAUUUAUGCCGUACCAGCAAAGUUUAUGACCGAUAAGAGAUAAAUAACCAACAAUUCAAGUGAAAUUGGCUAGUCCCAUUCGAUGGAAGUCAAAAAGCUUUUUUUAAAGAAAAAAAGAAAAGGGUCAUCUCUGAACAGGGAAAUUAAUGUAUAGAGAGUUGGACA
Molecule: messenger RNA, 1722 nt
Organism: Morus notabilis
Lineage: Eukaryota; Viridiplantae; Streptophyta; Magnoliopsida; Rosales; Moraceae
Product: phytolongin Phyl2.2
Exons: 1
Coding region: 395-1168 (257 amino acids)
Cellular component (GO): membrane
Source: RefSeq, a predicted model, not a curated record